AUGAUAAUAAUAUAUCUGAAUCAACUGUGUAGCUGCGAGGUGAAAUCUGCUAAAAACCAAAAGGUACUGUCCAGGAAGAAGAGAUACCUGUCUUUCCCAGAAGGAAGUUCUGCUGUGUUAAAUCUCUCGUUUGCGAACUCGUACAUCUGGGACUACAGCCCUUUACCACGUCCAUCCUGGAACAGCCUGUGUGAGGCAGACAUUGGGUUCAAGCUCCCUAACAACUCUCGAGUGUUUUACGGGUCCAGGACCAGAAGAAACCAGAGGAGCUACCGCCUGCACAGGAGCGAGCGGCUGGAGCUCUUCCGCAACGUUGAGUGCCUGCUAGACCUGUUUGGCGUUGAAGGUCGUCCAUGCUUAAUCAGGACGCUUUGCGAAGCCAAAAGGGUUCUAAAACCUGGGCGGUCACUUGUAGAAGAUAUCCUACACACCGUGUUCACAAUCCCAAGUGGACAAGGAGAUGAAUUCGAAGCGGAGGGAUACAAUGGGCCCAGAAGUGAAAUGUUCUGCAAGUCAUUUGAAAAGCGCUGUCCAUUUUCCUUGCUGGAAUACUUGCUUUAUGAUUAA
This is a messenger RNA of Cryptotermes secundus, 567 nucleotides long. RefSeq lists its product as uncharacterized. The record is from RefSeq and is a predicted model, not a curated record. Bases 1 to 567 code for a protein of 188 amino acids. Lineage: Eukaryota; Metazoa; Arthropoda; Insecta; Blattodea; Kalotermitidae. The transcript is spliced from 4 exons.